AUGAGUGCUUGUGCUGGCAAUCCUUACCUGGAUUUUAUGCUGCAGAACGCUGUCUUAUUUCCCUGGGGCAGUGACGAUGAGCAGCAGGAGGAGGAUGCAGCCUUGCAUCGCAGCCGCAGCCCACGCAAAGAGUUCAGUGGGUCAGGGGAUAGGCAAGUGGUGGAGGGUGACAGUGCUAAUCCUAUUUCGUGGCAGCUGCCAAAUCCUGCAGCGCUAGCUGGUCGAAUCCUUGAGCAUUGCCAAGCUGUGAUACACCGAGUACGCUUAGAGACUGGAGGCCUUCAGCUGGCUAUCUACAAGAUUGGUAUCACGCACGACUGUUAUGCACGCUUCGACUUGUACAAAGCUAAAGGAUGGGACCAAAUGGUCAUUAUGCAUGAAAGUUCUGAUCUGGGCUCUGUGGAGAUGCUGGAAGCCACGGCGAAGCACGUCGUGACCAUUGCGAAAACCUUCGUCGGUGAGGACUCUUCAAAGGCUCUGCAAUCGAUGGCUCGCUGCUGCAAGAACGAUUCAGAGAAGGCUCUUCAGAAGAUUUUACGGCAGUUUGACUUGACAUUGGAUGUUCCGAUUACGCAGAUGACUUGUGCUUCGGGAGUCGAUGUACCGGUGCUGCUGCCGCAAGUGGACCCCGCCUUCAGGAGUUCUGGGAGCGCUACCGGCAGUCAGUCCCGGAUCACGACAUAUGGCUUCAUUCUUACAUCCAGGAAGAUGCUUUGGUUCCUCUUUUGGUUCACGGAGACGGGGGCUGCGCUUUUCCGAUUGGACGUGCUACAUGUGUACCAUCUUGGGAUGGGCAGGGACUUCGUAGCAAGUUCCCUUGUCGUUUUGCUUGAUGUCUACGAAGCAAGUUCGGUUCCGGAAGGCCUGGAUCUGAUGACUGCAGACCUCAAGAGAUUUCUCUCGCAGACGCGGCGACAACUACACUUCAAGAUUAUCAGUCGCGAUUUAUUGGGCUUCAAGAAAGAGUCGGUCUUUCCGGUCGGACAUUGGAGCAAAGCGAGUGACACGCCCAUUUUGAUGGAAUUUCUCCUUUGGCUUCUUGAGCAGCACCGAAGCAAAAUGGAAGGGGACCAGCUCCUCAGGGUUAUGUAUGGGGCCGCAGAUGCCAUGGGCGUUUUCAUGCGUGCGGUGCUUCAAGCUGGGUUAUGGCUCACCACUACAGAAGCGACCACUGUUUAUGAGGCUUGUAUGCAUUUUUUGCGGUCGUACGGGAAAUGUGCGAGCCUGGCUUUCCGCCGCAGUCUUACCAGGUACAACCUCACGCCGAAAUUGCACUGCUGGCACCACAUCUGCUUGGAUUUGAAAAGAAGCCUGGACCGAGGUUUACAGUAUCAUCUAUCACCGUUGGCAGACGCCAACUUUGCCGACGAGGACUUCGUGGGCCGCGUGUCGCGCUUGUCGCGGCGCGUGAGCCCACGCUUGCAGGGACUUCGCACGAUCGGACGUUACCUUGCUGCUACACGUUCGCAGCUCACUGCCGGGCAAGGGGACUAG
Symbiodinium sp. CCMP2592 is the source of this 1494-nucleotide messenger RNA. NCBI's taxonomy places the organism in Eukaryota, Dinophyceae, Suessiales, Symbiodiniaceae. The record is from the annotation of a GenBank genome assembly.